CCUAAAGGCAAUAGCUAGCAUGGGUGGUGGUACUACUGCUCCUGCAGGCGUCGCCGCCGCAGAAGAAGAAGGGGUUGCAAAGGCUGUCACCACCGCCACCCCGCACGCCGACAUACCGAAUAUCAUGUCGUCUCUCCCCACUGGGCCGGGGUUCCCGCCCUACCAGUUGAGCUACUACGGGGGUUUCUGGCUGUCGGGCCUGUUCCUCAAGGGCAUCGCCGCGUCGCACGCGCGCUUCAAGCCGAGACCCACCGACGUGCUCCUCACGAGCUUCCCCAAGUCCGGCACCACCUGGCUUAAGGCCCUCGCCUUCUCUGCGCUCAACCGCGCGGCCCACCCACCAUCCUCCGCCGGCCACCACCCGCUGUACCGCAGCAGCCCCCACGACCUCGUCAGCUUCCUCGAGGUGAGCCCCGAGCUCAUCGCCACCGACUAUGCUGGGGAAGACGAGCUGUACGGGGAGCUCCCUUCUCCCCGGCUGCUCGCCUCCCACCUCCCCUACUCCCUGCUCCCCAACGGCAUCAAGAUCGUGUAUGUGUGCCGGGACCCCAAGGACACGCUGGUCUCCUUGUGGCACUUCCACGAGAAGACCACCGCCGUGCUGCUCGGGGUGCCGGGCGUCGCCGGCGCGUCGCCUCCAACCAUGCCAACUUUUGAGGAGGCGUUCGAGCUCUUCUGUGAGGGCCGGUGCAUAUCGGGGCCGCACUGGCGCCACGCGCUCGAGUUCUGGGAGGCGAGCCGCCGGCGUCCCGACCAGGUGCUGUUCCUCAGGUACGAGGACAUGCUGCUCGAUCCAGCAGGGAACCUCCGAACGCUAGCGGCGUUCAUGGGAUGCCCGUUCUCGCCGGAGGAGGAGGCCGCCGGGGUGGUGCACCACGUCGUGGAGCUCUGCAGUCUGGCAAAGCUCAAGGGGCUGGAGGUGAACAGGAGCGGGAGCACGCUGCUUGGGCUCAAGAACGAGGUGUUCUUCAGGAAAGGGACGGUGGGAGACUGGAGCAGCUGCAUGACGCCGGCCAUGGCGGCGCGGCUGGACGGGGUCGUCAAGGAGGCGCUCAAGGGAUCCACGCUAACCUUUGGCCCAGCUCCAGUAAUUAAUUAAGUGUAUCUCUAGUUCUCACCUUUUAUUUUUUUCUGUUUAAUUAUCGGUUUCAAAUUCGCCCUUAUCGGUCCAUCACGAAUAAGAAAUACGCACGCUGUAGUCUGAAACCUACACGUC
This is a messenger RNA of Lolium rigidum, 1216 nucleotides long. RefSeq names its product cytosolic sulfotransferase 5-like. The transcript has a single exon. The coding region runs from base 20 to 1099 and encodes 359 amino acids. Gene Ontology annotation, biological process: sulfation. Lineage: Eukaryota; Viridiplantae; Streptophyta; Magnoliopsida; Poales; Poaceae. Gene Ontology annotation, molecular function: sulfotransferase activity. Gene Ontology annotation, cellular component: cytoplasm. The record is from RefSeq and is a predicted model, not a curated record.